This is a messenger RNA of Suillus subalutaceus, 2069 nucleotides long. RefSeq lists its product as uncharacterized. NCBI's taxonomy places the organism in Eukaryota, Fungi, Basidiomycota, Agaricomycetes, Boletales, Suillaceae. The coding region runs from base 135 to 1718 and encodes 527 amino acids. Gene Ontology annotation, molecular function: telomerase RNA binding. The record is from RefSeq and is a predicted model, not a curated record. Gene Ontology annotation, biological process: telomerase catalytic core complex assembly. The transcript is spliced from 4 exons.
AUUUGAUCCGUCUGGCAAAUUCCGAACAUCGACGACUCGGCGUGAGUUUGAUUUGAAACAUCUGAUCUGCUACCGCCUCGACCGUGCCGACCGCGUUAUCGAUUUGUCGAUCGCUUAGCGAACCAGCUGCAGAGAUGGCAUCUCCAAGUUUUGCAUUCAUCCCCCGAAAUAUUUCCAAGGGUGGGAAACAACAAGGCACUUCCGCUCACGUACCCUCGUCACAUAAGUCGGAAUCGACACCUGCCAUCGAAAGAGAAUCAGCAUGCCCAGGACCGUCCGUGAGCGACAAAGGAAAAUGGAAAGUAUCUGAACCGUCGGUGAAACCAGUCUACAACGAGAAAGAUAUAUCCAUUCUUGUUGUUCUCGCGUUUUCGGACUAUGCUCUUUGGCUUGACUCAGAUCUGAGGAGGAAAACUGAAGAGUCUUUUCAGAGCGAGGAGCAUGAUGCUGGAUUUUUGCCUCUCAGCUACCUGAUGCGUCGCGCUUUUGGUAGAGAGAACUUGGGUCAGGAAUAUAUGCCGACUGAAGCAAACGCGGUAAAGGCAAUUCGGACCUACGCUAGCAACGUGCUGGAGGUUAGAAUGCUUGUGUCCGCUCCAUCUACAUCUGCAUGGUACCCUUCCUGGAAGCCGGAGAGGAGCUCGAUCGGUGGUUAUGAAGUACGAAGGAAGGAUUGGUCAACCCUAUUGGAUAACGCAACUCGUGAAUUCACUCGGGGUCAAUGGGACGAUCGUACUGUUUACAUGGAAAAUAUACCUACACAAUAUCACACAAUACCUGGCAUCGUUCGAUUUACGCAAGGGUUACUGUCUCAAUGUCCGGGAUCAUCGGCCUCGAUUCCAAUCCAAAAUGUCACACUUCCCCCGCACCACUUAGAUAAAACUGAGGACCGUCCAAAAUGUAAAGGCUUCGCACUCGUUACUCUGUGUAACGCAGAGUUGUGUCAGACUUUUCUUGAAUCGUGGCCUUGGACGCGGCCAUUCCAACUUGCCGAAUCGGACGUCUCUGGUCUCGCUGAAGAUAACUCGGAGACCGAAGAAGCCUCGAAGUUCGGGUUUCGCACGCUACCAAAAGCUUGCUGGGAUAGAUUGAACGAGGAGUAUCUCGCUUACCGCCAGAAAUUGAUUAACGAGCUAGCGGAUGCUAACGAACCCCUACAUAUCUCACCUAACCCCGAUGUACGGGACGUCGCUGAUGACGUUUUGGAAGACACCCCUCCCCCGCCUAGGAACGUGACAACUAUGCACUCACCGUACCCCUUCGGCUGUCUCGUCUUUGCCCGAAAUCUGCAUCUCGAAACAAAUAAGACCACUCUUCGAGCGCUGUUCGCUACCGCGUUCAAGUCGUCCCCUGUAGACCCCGCCGGGAUCGAUUACGUCGAUUUCAACAAAGGAAUGGACUCUUGCUAUCUUCGGCUUGCCUCGCCUGAGCAUGGUCGUAUUUUAGUCGACCACUUCGCUAGCCAGCCUGUGGUACAGUCUCACGGCCUUGAUGACACAGGCAAGACUCCCGGAGCGUCCCAAAAGACCAUUGCAACGGAGAUCAUUGAAGGGAAAAAGGAGGAAGUUUAUUGGGAGAAAGUUCCAGAGAAAGUCAGACGACAGGCUGUGGAAAAAGCAGUCAAGGCUCUGAAUGGCAAACGACCAUCGGCUCCCGCACACACUGCAUGUGGGCAAUCCGAGGAAAGCAGGCCGCGGAAAAAGAGAAAUCGUGGCUAAUUUUGCAAUGUUGGAAACAUUCCCCGACUUCCGACGUUAGUUGUCCAACACGGUCGGUUUCCCAUCUCCCAAAACCUCUGCCAGCUACCGUAGCCCGUGUUCGGGCCUUUUCGGUUGCAGUCAUUUGACACCUUGUUUGUUAGAUUGUCUUUGUGUCUGUUAUGCAGUUCUCGCUGAGCCCCUUUUUCCGUUAUGCAUGCCUCGGUGGGCCACUCCUGCAUGGUGUCUCGAAAUUUCCGUUAUGAGGCGUUCUACAGUUUCACGUUGACAUCUCUGUCCGGUGCCUGGGUCUUGCCACGGCAAUCGAAAGUAAACAAAUUUUUGUUCCGCCUCGGCAUCGACAUAAAACAG